Molecule: messenger RNA, 237 nt
Organism: Rotaria sordida
Lineage: Eukaryota; Metazoa; Rotifera; Eurotatoria; Philodinida; Philodinidae
Source: the annotation of a GenBank genome assembly
AUGAGAUUGGUAAAAACUACACAUGUUAUUACGAACAUGAUCGUAAAUCGACUACAAGAUUUCUAUGAUCAAUAUUCAUCAUCAUACAAUGAUUCAAAUUAUUGGCAUGGAAAUAGUUCAAAUUCAUAUGAUUUUUAUGGUUCAACACUGGUGGAAAUUCUUCAAUUUCAACAUCCAUCUCAUAUACUUUUACAACAAAAUGGUUUUAUUCAACAAAUUUAUCUUAAACAUAAAUAA